Messenger RNA from Dreissena polymorpha, 909 nucleotides. RefSeq lists its product as uncharacterized. Gene Ontology annotation, biological process: DNA integration. Gene Ontology annotation, molecular function: nucleic acid binding. The coding region runs from base 1 to 909 and encodes 302 amino acids. The record is from RefSeq and is a predicted model, not a curated record. The transcript has a single exon. Lineage: Eukaryota; Metazoa; Mollusca; Bivalvia; Myida; Dreissenidae.
AUGGCCAACCUUCCUGAAGGGAGACUUACCCCAGGACCUCCAUUCACAUACGUUGGUGUGGAUACCUUCGGACCAUGGCCAGUUGUGAAACGGCGUACCAGAGGAGGGGUUGCAGAGAGCAAACGAUGGGCCAUCAUAUUUGUUUGCUUAGUCACCAGAGCAUCUCAUAUAGAAGUGAUCGAGGACAUGAGUAGCUCAGCCUUUAUAAACGCUCUACGACGAUUCAUCUCUGUACGGAGACCUGUGAAAGAAUUUCGAUCUGAUCGCGGAACCAAUUUUGUUGGUGCUUUGAAGGACAUUAAAGCUGAUGCAAUCUGUGUUGAAGACCCACCCGUAAAAGCAUUUCUCAAGGAUAAGGAAGUCGCCUGGAUCUUGAACACCCCACACGCUUCGCACAAGGGAGGAUUUUGGGAGCGUAUUAUUGGACUAACUCGAAAUAUUCUUAAUGCAAUGCUUUUGAAUACCCAAGGUCAAAAACUUACUCACGAAGUGUUGUGUACAUUGAUGUGUGAAGUGUGUGCUGUGCUAAAUAGUCGACCGAUUGGGCCAAUCACCUACGAUCCGCUCGACCCAGUCCUGAUAACCCCAUCGAUGUUGUUGACACAGAAAUCUGGCCACCUGACACCUCUGACAACUUCUACGAACAUUAGAGAAAUCUACGCUUCUCAGUGGAAACAUGUUCAAAUACUUUCUAACAUGUUUUGGAAGCGUUGGCAACAAGAUUAUUUAAGUAGCCUUCAGGGUCGACGAAAGUGGCUCGAGCUUCGGGAUGAUGUCAAACCGGGAGAUGUCGUGUUGCUGAAGGAGAGUUCGGAGAGAAACCAGUGGCCAGUGGCAGUAGUAGAGCGAGUUUUCCCCGGAACCGACGAAAGAGUGAGGUCACUUGAAGUGAGGUUGCAUAGAGACUAA